ACUUCUGUGCCUCUUUUUCUCUGUCUUUCUGUGUGUCUAUAUAUAUUUUUUCCCCCAAUUACUUCAAUACAUUUUUGUCGGACAUUCUCCUUAGCCUUUGAUAAAGCGGAUUUUUGUGCUUUUGGAUUGAUGAAUCGAGAGAAAAAUGUCGACACCGCGACAACAGCAGCAGCAGCAUCAUCUCGAUGAUCAGGAGGAGCUCCCUUUCGAGGAACGCACCUGCUGGAUAUGCUUAGCCAGCGAGGCGGAGAAUCGUCGCGCCAUCUGGCUGCAUCCCUGCCAGUGUCGUGGCAGCACCAAAUGGGUGCACGAGAGCUGCCUUUCGCGCUGGAUCGACGAGAAGCAGAAUGGGGACACACGGAUGCGUGUCUCGUGCAUGCAAUGUCGCGUCGAAUACCUGAUCAUGUUCCCCAAGAUCAGUCGCAUCGGCAACAUCCUCGAGAGCAUGCAGGAUCUGAUCCGACAGUGCAGUCCCAUUUUGGCUGUGAGCAUAUUCCUGAUGUCCGUCUACUGGACGGCGGUGACAUACGGUGGUCUGACGGUGCUGCAGGUCUGUGGCCAAGAGCGUGGCAUGGAGCUGAUCGAAAAGGGUGAUGCGUUCUUUGUGCUGCUCGCUCUGCCCUUCAUCCCCGUUGGUCUUGUGCUGUCGCGUCUUGUGCGCUGGGAGGACGCAAUGUUGCGGUUGUGGCACAAUCGUCGCUCAGUUCUGCGCAAAUUACCGCUCAUCAAUUGGCUGUGCGGUGGCCUCGCGAAUACGACAACGACAACGGCGACGUCGCUGGCAGCAUUUCCUCAUCCGCCACUGCCUGAGGAGCCAUUCGAUGUGGCACGCACCUUUUGUGGCGCCAUUCUGCUGCCCACCAUAUCGAUGCUGACGGGCAUUGUUCUGUACAGUAAGGUGCAAGUGCCGUUGCAUCGCACGCUGCUUGGCGGCAUCACGUUCAUUGGGUUGAAGGGAGCGUUCAAGAUCUAUUUGCGGCAGCGGCAAUAUUUGUACCGGACGCGGCGACACAUUGUCGACUACACCGAGGAGAAUUUGCGUGCCUAUGGCGACAACUCGCAGGCGCAAGCAUUGCGUCAGAAUGCUGGCUACCAGGACGCAGAUGCUGAUGACGAGGACGAGAACGAGGACGAAGAGCAGGAGCAGCUGAAUGAACUCUUAAAUGUUGACGAUGAUGUGGAGCAGGUUGAUGAACAUGAGAUGGACAUGAUUAUGACUACCUUUGGCAAAGUCUCAAUAGGAACUCAAACAACCAACACAGCAUUUGGCACAUUCAUUGAUACCGGAACAGACACAGAUUCAGAUGAUGGAGAAGAUGUGCGAGAUCAUCUCGUUGUCACGGUGCCCGAUCGUCCCUUUUCAUUGCUCUCUUCGGAGAGAUAGAGAGCAGGCCACAACUGAAAGAGGAAAGUGAAAGGAAAGUGUAUGGAAAGUGUUACGCAAAUUGGAAUCGUAGUGUUCUCUAUACAAAUAUGGCAAAUACGGAUCACAUAGAAAUUCACAUUUAUGUUUUAAUUGCAACUUCUUGUUUUUCAAGCGUCUCUCUAAACAAAUACAAAAUCAUUAAAGUUA
Drosophila sulfurigaster albostrigata is the source of this 1573-nucleotide messenger RNA. Its product is annotated as E3 ubiquitin-protein ligase MARCHF5. Gene Ontology annotation, molecular function: zinc ion binding. The record is from RefSeq and is a predicted model, not a curated record. Lineage: Eukaryota; Metazoa; Arthropoda; Insecta; Diptera; Drosophilidae. The coding region runs from base 146 to 1384 and encodes 412 amino acids. The transcript has a single exon.